Messenger RNA from Labeo rohita (rohu), 3694 nucleotides. It is a transcript of the gene mlycd, whose product is annotated as malonyl-CoA decarboxylase. Gene Ontology annotation, cellular component: mitochondrial matrix; peroxisomal matrix. Gene Ontology annotation, biological process: positive regulation of fatty acid oxidation; fatty acid biosynthetic process; acetyl-CoA biosynthetic process. The record is from RefSeq and is a predicted model, not a curated record. Gene Ontology annotation, molecular function: malonyl-CoA decarboxylase activity. Bases 74 to 1582 code for a protein of 502 amino acids. The transcript is spliced from 5 exons. Lineage: Eukaryota; Metazoa; Chordata; Actinopteri; Cypriniformes; Cyprinidae.
AAACCCCGGAAGUGAAUGUGAAUUGCAACACAGUAUACGAGGUUUAUUUUGGUGCGUAUUUGUCAGGCGAGUUAUGACACCUUUCCGCUUAUAUACAGCCGCGCACUCUUUGCUAAAGUCUUAUCGACAAAGAGCAGUGUUAAAAACGCUCCAGCGAGUGUGGGAAUUCAACAGCAUGUAUCCAUGUUCGUCCAUAGCAGUGCACAACAGCAUGGAGGAGAUCCUGAGAAAGACAGUGGCCCCAUUGCCCACCUAUGAGAUGAGAGACAAAUCUCCACCUCCACCUGAAACUAACAGUCUGGAGUUCAUGCACUUCUACAAGAGUUUAGAGAAAGAGCAAAAGCUGGAGCUUCUCGAGAAGUUGUCUCAUGAUUUCGGGGUAGAUCACAGAUGGGCUUCGGACCUGGCUGCGAAGUUGCUGGACACUCAGGGCCGGGAUGUGGCCACCAUACUGCAGGUGGAGGACAGGUUACGGUACAGUUUAACACCCCGGUACCGACUGCUUCUCACCCACAUCAGCAGGGUUCAGGGCGGGGUGAAGUUUCUGGUGGACCUCAGGGCAGAUCUCAUCGAGUUCGUGUCCUCAAAAAGUAGUGACAGCCCACAUAUGAGGGAUCUGAACAGCACUCUGAAGAGUCUUCUGUCAGAAUGGUUCUCCGUCGGGUUACUUCGACUUGAAAGAAUCACCUGGCAGUCCCCAUGCGAGAUCCUUCAGAAGAUCAGCCAGUACGAGGCGGUUCAUCCUGUGCGGAACUGGACGGAUCUCAAGCGCAGAGUCGGACCGUACCGGAGGUGUUACGCAUUCACACAUGCCUCCAUGCCUGGAGAACCACUAGUGGUGCUGCACGUUGCCUUAACAGAGGACAUAGCAAAUAAUAUUCAGGGAAUUGUGAGAGAGUUUUCCACUCUAGAGGCGGACGAGGAUGUGAACAAGAUCAAUGCGGCCAUCUUCUACUCCAUCUCCUCCACUCAGGCUGGACUGCAGGGGGUGGAGCUUGGAAAUUACCUCAUCAAGAGGGUGGUCCGAGAACUGCAGAGUGAAUUUCCCCACAUGGCCCAGUUCUCCAGUCUGUCUCCCAUCCCUGGCUUCUCCUUAUGGCUACAAGGGGUUCUCGGACAGCACAAGAAAGAGGGACGUGCCAUUGAGUUCCUGUCUGAGCUGGAAUGGAGGGAGGUGGAGGAUGUGACGGGAGCCGCCCCUGGUGCCCCAGCUCUGGAAGCCCUGCGCAGGCUCAUCAUCACCAGCGAGUGGAUCCGCUCCGACCGCCUGAUCCGCGCUCUGGAACCUCCCCUAAUGCGACUCUGCGCCUGGUACCUGUACGGAGAGAAACGACGGGGCUACGCCCUAAACCCUGUAGCCAACUUCCACCUUCAGAAUGGUGCCACCAUGUGGAGGCUGAACUGGCAAGCAGACACAAGCCCACGAGGGAUCGCCAACUCUUGCGGCAUAAUGGUCAAUUAUCGCUACUUUUUACAAGAGACCAGCACUAACAGCGUUGCCUACAUGCAGAAUAAAGUCAUUAAGGCUUCAGAGCAUGUGCUUGGACUCGUGUCGCAGUUUCAGAAGAACAGCAAACUCUGAGUCAAAUCUGUGGCUCUACUUUGGAACAAAAUGUGUUGGCACUUAAAUUCUGUGUUAUCCUUUUUGGUAGCUCUGAAAUGCACAGGGUGGACUAACACAAGCCUUAUAUGGAUCUACAACUGAAACCAGCAAGUCACAUUUCAUUGUUAUUUUAGAAAAGGACAAUUGUACUCUGCCUUUCUGAAAGACAAGAAUCCACUAAACCAAUUUUAAAGGGAUAGUUCACCCAAAAAAGAAAAUUCUUUUAUCAUAUAUUCACCCUCUAGUUGUUUCAAACCUUUAUGACUUUCUUUCUUCCUUAGACAAUAGUCCUGCAGCUUAUUUAUCUAGCAGUAAUUCACAAUGACAACAUAAUGUCAUCGAUAAAACAUUAUUAGAAGUAUUAAAGUAGGCCAUGUGAUUUAUCCACUAUAUUCCGUGAAGCCAUACAACUUUUUUGUGAAGAGUAAAUUGAAAUGUAUAUAAUUUUUUGCUCUCAAAUCGCACUUAUGGCACAGAUUUGAUUGAAGAGCCAAUGACAUUUGAGGCUAUUGAUGUUCAAUCUGUAUAUUUAAGCAAGGCUAAAUAGCUUGUUUUAUAAUAUUAAGCAUACUUUAAGUAUAGUUCAUAUGUAAUACGGACCACUUUCUUUUGGGAACUUGACACACUGCAUUCACUACUGUUAAAUACAGUAUGUUGUUAACAUAUACAACUUUAUUUUGAGAGAGCUGUCAUUGAAAAUGACAAAUUGCAGUUUUUUCCAUAUUCUGAAAGAUUCAGAGUUUAUUCAAUACAGACAGAAUUGUCUGAUUUUAAUCUGCAGUUUGGGGGUUGAGUGUUUCUCAGCCCAAAUUAGCCAUCUUGUAAAAUGUGUCCGAAUUGGUCGUGAGAAAGUGACAGAACUUGACAGAAAGACCCAUUUUUUCGCCAUUAUUUUGUCAUAAAUGUGUGGAUCCAGGAUUUUGAGAUCCAAUAACUAUGUAGAAACUAUUAAAUGUAUACAAUUCAACUAUAAAACAUAAAAUACAUGUAAAAUAUCACUUAUACAAGUGACAAAUUCAUGCAAAUUAGCCACCUCGUAACGUGUACGAAUUGGUCGCGAGAAAGUGUUGACAGAACUUGACAGAAAGAUGUGUGGAUCCAGGAUUUUGGGAUCCAAAAACUGUACAAACUACAGAAUAUAUACAAUUAAACUAUAAAACAUAAAAUACAUAGAAAACAAUUAAUUAUACAAAUGAGGUCAUACGAAUUUGUAUGAAUUAGAAUCUAUGCAAAAUACGUACAAAUUGGUUAUGAGAUAGUGUUGACAAAAGACAAAAUGGUUCAUUUUUUCGUCAUUAUUUUGUCGUAAAUGUGUGGAUCCAGGAUUUUGGGAUCCAAUAACUAUGUAACAGCUAUUAAAUAUAUACAAUUCAACUAUAAAUCAUACCCAGCAUACAUUUUUGUACCUUACCUACUCCUAAACAGUACAUAUUAGUACGUUAAAGGUACAUUUUAGUACUUUGAAAGUACAUAUCGGUACCUUAAAAGUACAUAUUUGUACCUUUUCUCUUUGUACCUUAGGGACAGUGAAUACAAACAAUUUAAUUAUGAAUGCCAUAGAAUGACAUGAGGGUAAGUAAUUGAUGACAGAAUUUGCAUUUUAAGUGAACUAUCCCUUUUAUCUGGUUUACUAUUAUUACCCAGCAUGCUGCUUGGUGAUGUUACAAAGAGAUUUCACUUAAUUUUUAUAGGUGUGCCAAAUCUCCACUAAUUUCAAGCAAGAAAAGGCUAAUCGUCCACAUGAAUCUAUUUUCCGUAGUCCUUUUCAGCAGCGCUUGAGCCUUUGUUUGAUUAGCCGGCUGCUGAUUUUGAUGUGGACUUGUGCUACACUUUGAAAGACUGGGGGUAAUGAAGCGGGAAGAAUCUAUCAGCCCCUGUCAUGUCUUUGCCUUCUCAGCGUGUGUACGUAAGAGAGCGUUCCAGCGCGACUGAGUGGAAGCUGCUGUAAUAAAUGAUGUUUUGAUUCCUUCAUUAGUGUGAUCUGAUUCACUGUGAAACGCCUGUCUGUAUGAAUGUGAAAUGUGUCUCAAUGUGCAGUGAGCACAUAAAAUUAUUUAUUUAUGAAUUAAAAUUCUGCUUACCUUCCUAAAA